Molecule: messenger RNA, 2775 nt
Organism: Heterobasidion irregulare TC 32-1
Lineage: Eukaryota; Fungi; Basidiomycota; Agaricomycetes; Russulales; Bondarzewiaceae
Exons: 5
Coding region: 1-2775 (924 amino acids)
Biological process (GO): interstrand cross-link repair; double-strand break repair via nonhomologous end joining; protection from non-homologous end joining at telomere
Molecular function (GO): 5'-3' DNA exonuclease activity; damaged DNA binding
Source: RefSeq, a predicted model, not a curated record
AUGCCUCCAGGUACCCCCUACAAGGCGUUCAUCCCCCCUUAUCCCAUCAGAGUCGAUGAAUUCACCUCCUCACCUUUCCUUUCCCCUCCUCCGGCUCUCCAUCUGCUCUCUCACACCCACUCCGAUCAUGUUUCUGGCCUUUCCGCCAAGUCGUUCUCGUCGAAGAUCAUAUGCUCGCAUGACGCGAAGCAAAUGCUGCUGAAACAUAAGGUAUACAAAGAACGUGCCCUGGUCAACAGCAGUGUCCGGGAAGACCCAAAGCUUGGAAGAACAUUCGAGCAUCUGAAGGUUGAUCCCGUCAAGGCUGGGGGACGAAUUCAAUAUGAAGGCAGUAGAGAUCUUCUGUGCCCAUUACCUCUCAACAGUCCCACAGAAAUUGAGCUCUCCAACAGCGAAACUGUGACGAUCUCAUUGUUGGAUGCUAAUCAUUGCCCUGGUGCCGUCAUGUUCCUUGUCGAAGGGCCACGUGGAGCGAUUUUACACACAGGGGACUUCCGUGCCGAACCUAGCCUCCUAGAUAGUCUGGUACACAAUCCCAUCUUGAGGCCCUAUCUCGCUGAAAAUCGAUCCUCAAGCCACCUCAAGAAGUAUCGGAGUGCUUGUGGACCCAAGAGGCUUGACGCUAUUCAUCUGGACACCGCAUGUGUAUUUUUGAACACGGAGGUACCGUCCAAGGCGGACGCAACAGAAGGCCUCACCUAUCUCAUGUCGCUCCUUCCGGAUACCACGACAUUUUUUGUCAACUGUUGGACAUGGGGCUAUGAAGAGGUGCUGAAAUGUAUCUCUCGCACAUUCAAGUCCAAGGCAUGCGGCCCAUUUUUCCCUCUUCUAACACUCGAUCUGAUCAGUAUCCCAAUACAGAUUCAUGUUGAUCGUUACAAGCACAAUAUUUACAGCCGCCUAUCGGACCCCUUCAUGCGCUCCAUCAUCACCGAUGAUCCCGCCGCGACGCGGUAUCAUGCUUGUGAGCGUUUCGAUCGGUGCGAAUAUGCUGCGGAUCUUGUGGAGGGGGAGAAGGAUGCAAGGAAGGUUGUGUACGUUAACCCUGUGACCAUGGGUGCAGUCAAGUGGGCACAGUAUCUCGCAGAGACAGAGGAACUAUUGCUUCAAGGGAAAGAAGUGUCCUGCCUGCUCGUUCCGCUCUCGCGACACUCACCGCUGCCAGAACUGAAGAAAUUUGUAGCGCUGUUUCGUCCGAAGAGAAUCGUACCAAACACACUCGACACGGCUCUGAAUGGGUUGGAUAAGCGCUGCAUUAACGCGAUGUUUGCGGAUUCUAUCUGUUCUGACUCAACAAUACAAGGGUCAUCCGGCUGGGAUGAGGUUAUGUGCGAAGGCGGCAAAAUCACAAUGGACAACGCCGAAUGUGAUGCGGCCCUGCAAGACCUAAUGGGCAGCGAGGCAACCGAAGUCGCGGCGAAGUGGGCGGAGAGCGGAAGAAUGCGAAAGAAGUUGGAAGUUAUGCUAGCCGAAGGUCAUUUAAAAGGUCGAGACCAUACCAUGGUAAGGAGGUUACUGGGACUUCCCGCCGAGCCUGCGCUGUCUGUAACCUUAAAACCUUUAAACGUCAAGCUUUUCAACGCGCAACUUAAGGCAAAGCUGGCUGCUAAAAGUGAAGACAGCGAUGAAGAAACGGAAGACGAGGAAGAAGCAGAGGAAAGAGGGAGAACAGCGGAGGCGCUUUUCGGGAGAUUGGCCGGUAUAGAUGUCAGAAAAACAUGGUAUGAUGACGAUGACUCUCAGGAGACGCAGGCGAACGAAGAAGUGUGCGUUGCACCUAGGCCAGCCUCCCGGCAUUCGACUUCGGAUCUGGCCCAUCCGCCGGAUGAAGGGCCAGGUACAAGAAAACAUGGCGAGGCCGAGAGGUGCUCGGGAAGAAAUACGCCUUCCUCUUCAGGUUUGAUGACGCCUCCGCCUACAGUCAAGAGGCCCACCGGUUUGCGAGCACACGUUGCAAAAAGAAGCGACCCAUACUUGGACAGUCAUCCCGCUCAGAAGAGGCCUGCCGAUGUAGACUCCGAGCCUUUCCCCAGUAUCAACAAUGACUCUCCUGCUCAACACCGUCAGCCCCAAGAGGAAUGUUCCAUCCGUCCAACCUCUCCAAAGCGCAGGAAGGUUGCUGACUGGCUGAGCGAUGUACAGCGCUCGUCUGCUUAUUCAACCGAGUCUGUCUCUUCACAAGACAGAGAUGAAAAUCAGCGUUCACCAAGCCAGUCGAUCCGAGUAUCUUUAACCCCUUCGCUAGCUGCUCAUCGCCCGGCAGGCUCUCCAGUAGUAUCAGCGACGCUGCUUCAAUUACCACAGCAACCUGCGUCCACAGAUCUCGAUCACUCGGCGAAAAUUCACGAGGAUCCUACGGCCAAGAAAGCGCGCCACCGCAAAUUCAGAGAGGGAAGACUAGCGAUCACAGAGAAGCCACGGUUAGCAAGAACAGACCUACCACGACCCGCACACUCCACCUAUGUUUCUGGUCCUGAUCCGAAACACGGGAAGAAGACCGCAGAAAAUCGCCGUUUCCAUCCGAUUUCAAAGGUGGAUCGCAACGGGAUGAUCCAUCCCCCUCAUCUACAAACGUCCCAUCCGAAGAAGCAUAACAUUGACAGUGCGAAGAUAGGCCCGCCACUCCGAAGCUCUGGUUCGUUUGCCACAGUGUAUAGCGACGAUCGAGAUCUAAAUUGUGAACGUGUGCGUUAUCUUGAAAAGCAGAUACGACAGAACGCGAUGGAAGGCAAGGGGCUGAAGGUUCCGGGGCUGGAGUGCGUGGGGAGUCAGUGA